CAUUUGGGUGUUGCACCCUCUUCGCCGGAAGUGCGGCGAGGCUCUUGCGGAAGUGCGGGGCGGAGCUCUCUCUCUUUCGUUGUGGCGGCUGAAGGAAGAUGACGAAAGGAACAUCAUCCUUUGGUAAGCGUCGCAAUAAGACGCACACUUUGUGCCGUCGAUGUGGGUCUAAGGCCUACCACCUCCAGAAGUCCACCUGUGGGAAAUGUGGAUAUCCUGCUAAACGCAAGAGAAAGUAUAACUGGAGUGCUAAGGCCAAGAGGCGCAAUACUACUGGCACUGGCCGCAUGAGGCAUUUGAAAAAGGUCUACCGCAGAUUCAGGAAUGGAUUCCGUGAAGGGACAGCACCAAAGCCCAAGAGAGCUGCUGUUGCUGCUUCCAGCUCAUCUUAAGGACUCAAGUGUCUGUUUGAAAUAAAUGAUGUCAACCGUGAGAAAA
Messenger RNA from Anolis sagrei ordinatus, 438 nucleotides. RefSeq names its product ribosomal protein L37 (gene RPL37). NCBI's taxonomy places the organism in Eukaryota, Metazoa, Chordata, Lepidosauria, Squamata, Anolidae. Gene Ontology annotation, cellular component: ribosome; cytosolic large ribosomal subunit. The record is from RefSeq and is a predicted model, not a curated record. Gene Ontology annotation, biological process: translation. Gene Ontology annotation, molecular function: RNA binding; structural constituent of ribosome.